GAAGCUCGACAGAGGGCAGCCCGCCACAGCUACGAGGAGCAGCAUGCACAACAAGUCCAAGAGAGGAUCAAGGACUUUUGGAGAGCUUCCCAGGCUGACUGCACAUGCUUAGGGGAAUCUGCCGUUCGUGAUUCGCAAGACGACAGUGAUCAAAAUUGUCGUUACUGUAUCAGCACAGACGAGGGUGGCGAUGUCGCCAGGGUCACAGGAAAAUGUCUGAAUGCUGAUUGCAAGGUGUGUGCAGUGAUGAACAAGCUUGACAAAGUCACAUUGGCGGUACUUGGCGAAGUACGCAACACACACCAUUUAUUGUGCAGUGCUUGA
Messenger RNA from Porites evermanni, 324 nucleotides. NCBI's taxonomy places the organism in Eukaryota, Metazoa, Cnidaria, Anthozoa, Scleractinia, Poritidae. The record is from the annotation of a GenBank genome assembly.